Messenger RNA from Emys orbicularis (European pond turtle), 1209 nucleotides. RefSeq names its product WD repeat domain 88 (gene WDR88). The record is from RefSeq and is a predicted model, not a curated record. NCBI's taxonomy places the organism in Eukaryota, Metazoa, Chordata, Testudines, Emydidae. The transcript has 11 exons. Bases 1 to 1209 code for a protein of 402 amino acids. Gene Ontology annotation, molecular function: protein binding.
AUGGCUGGGGCGAGCGGCGGGGGGGACCCGCUGGCGUUGGAGGAGCCUCCCCUGCCCAGGCCCUCCCAGCCGGAGAGCUGCUUGGGCGACCAGGACAGGCUCGCGCAGAUCCACUUUAAAAUUUUGAGAGGGCACUGUGAUACUGUGAGCUCCUGCCAUUUCUGCUUUGAAGAUACAAAAAUUCUUUCUUGCUCUUAUGACAGAACAAUGAAACUCUGGGAUGCUGAAAAAGGUGUUCCUGUUCAAGUCUUUGAAGAAAAACACACAGCUCCCAUUUCUGAGUGCAGCUUGACUCCUGAUAACAAAAGAGUGAUAACAUCAUCAUAUGAUAAAACAGUAAAGGCUUGGGAUAUGGAAACAGGAAAAAUGCUUUGGACUGUAGACCAAGAAGGCCUUGUAACUUCAUGUAAUAUUUCAUGUGAUGGUAAAUAUGUGGUAUCUGGCUUGGACAUGGAAAAUGCUAUAUGUGUUACUGAUGCAGUAAAUGCCACAACGGUGGCAUAUGUCCAAGGUCAUCACAGAAGCACAAUCACAAGAUGUUGUUUUGACCCUGAUAACGAGAGAGUCUCUUCAGUAUCAUCUGAUAAGACCAUAAAGCUUUGGGACAUUAUAGCACAAUCCACCACUAUCACAAUUGAUGAGGCACACACCAAUGUCAUCUCAGACUGCUGCUUUACCAUAGAUGGUCAUUACUUGUGCACUGCAUCUUGGGACAAAACCUUAAAACUAUGGGCUAUAAAAACAGGGGAGUUUCGUUAUCAUGGACCUAUUUGCUUGAACCAAGGUCAUGAAGGUUCUGUUAGUUCCUGUGUUUUUAGCAAAGAUGCAUCUCUUGUAGUGUCUGGAGCAUAUGACAAAACUAUAGCUCUGUGGGAUGCAGGAGCAGGAUAUAAAAAGCUAGCGUUAAAGGGCCAUGGAGACUGGGUGAUGGAUGUUGCAAUUAGCAACAACAAGAAAUGGAUCCUUUCUUCCUCAAAGGAUGCUACUUUGAGAUUAUGGAACAUUGAAAAGGCUGAUCAUGUUCCUGCGGCAAUAGAAAGCAGAAAAACAAGAGGCUCAAAAAUAGCUCAAUGUGAAGAAUGUGAAAAACCUUUCUCACUCCUACAGUGUGAUGACUCUGAAGCGGUAACCAAGUGUGUAUUCUGUCGACUGGCUUCUCCUUCGAGAAAUAUUUUGCCAUUACCACCUAUUGUAGCGCCUGAUUUCUAA